This is a messenger RNA of Arabidopsis thaliana (thale cress), 1700 nucleotides long. RefSeq names its product late embryogenesis abundant protein, putative / LEA protein. The record is from RefSeq and is marked reviewed. The transcript is spliced from 3 exons. Bases 93 to 1532 code for a protein of 479 amino acids. Lineage: Eukaryota; Viridiplantae; Streptophyta; Magnoliopsida; Brassicales; Brassicaceae.
UAAAUGCUUCAUUAACACGACGAGUAUUCGGCAAAGUUUAAAGAAUCCAUCUUAAAUCUUUACUUGGAAGCCAAGCAAACAAGAAACAAAUCAUGGCAUCAGGACAACGGGAGGCAGAGAGGUCCGCCAAGGCCGAGAGAGCUGAGGCUGCAGCGAGUCUAGCGGCUGAAGAUUUGAAAGAUAUCAACAAAGGUGAUGUGACGUACAAAUUAACGGAGAGGACAACGACGACCGAGCCUGAGAGGCCUGGCCUGAUAGGCUCGGUGAUGAAGGCGGUGCAAGGAACUAAAGACGCAGUCAUCGGUAAAAGUCAUGAUACGGCUGAGUCAACGAGGGAGGGAGCCGAUAUUGCAUCGGAGAAGGCAGCGGGGAUGAGAGACACCACCGGAGAGGUUAGAGACAGUACUGCGCAGAAGACUAAGGAAACUGCAGAUUACACGGCCGAUAAGGCAAGAGAAGCUAAAGAUAAGACUGCGGACAAGACUAAGGAAACCGCAGAUUACGCGGCAGAGAAGGCAAGAGAAGCUAAAGAUAGAACGGCAGACAAGACUAAGGAAACGGCAGAAUACACGGCGGAGAAGGCAAGAGAAGCUAAAGAUAAAACGGCGGAUAAGUUGGGUGAAUAUAAAGAUUACACGGCAGAGAAGGCAAAGGAAGCCAAAGACACGACGGCGGAGAAGCUGGGUGAGUACAAAGACUACACGGUGGAUAAGGCGAAAGAAGCUAAGGAUAAGACGGCAGAGAAAGCAAAGGAAACCGCGGAAUACACCUCGGAUAAGGCGAGGGAAACAAAAGAUAAGACAGCUGAGAAAGUGGGCGAAUAUAAAGACUACACGGCGGAGAAAGCAAAGGAAACUGCGGAUAAGGCGAGGGAAGCAAAAGAUAAGACAGCUGAGAAAGUGGGAGAAUAUAGAGACUACACGGCAGAGAAGGCGACAGAAACGAAAGAUGCAGGUGUGAGUAAGAUCGGAGAACUGAAGGAUAGUGCAGUGGACACUGCUAAAAGAGCUAUGGGUUUCUUGUCGGGCAAGACAGAGGAAACCAAACAAAAAGCCGUUGAGACCAAAGACACGGCCAAGGAAAAGAUGGACGAGGCGGGAGAAGAAGCAAGGCGGAAGAUGGAAGAGAUGAGACUUGAGGGCAAAAAACUUGACGAGGAUGCUUCUAGAAAGACACAACAGAGUACCGAAUCUGCUGCUGACAAAGCUCACGAGACUAAAGAUUCCGUAGCCCAAAGAGGUGAAGAAGGGAAGGGAAGUAUAAUGGGUGCGUUGGGGAACAUGACUGGAGCUAUAAAGAGCAAGCUGACUGGUGCUACGACGCCCUCUGAUGAGGAGACGCGCGCGUCGGCCCAUGGAGACGAGAGCACAGGGAAGACAGUUGUGGCGGUUGACGUGAAAGAUACUAGGCCUGGAUACGUGGCGACGGUACUGAAAGAGGCGGAUCAGAUGACCGGUCAAACUUUCAAUGACGUUGGAGAGAUCGAUGACGAGGAGAAAGUGAGAAUCGUCGUGGGAGAGAAAAAGCUGUAGUAAAAUUAGAACUAUACGUUUUGUGGUUUUCUGUAAAACGAUGAUAACAAGUUUUUCGUUUCUCUCUGUUAUGUUAUGUCUUUGUUCAAUCUUGACUUGUAAUAAAACUACUUCUGGUUUGCAUAUUCGAUUUUGAUUUUCGUUGUUGUGAAUAAUAAUUCUACUUAA